AUGGAUCAUUCAUGGCGUCCUCCGCCUCUGCCACUAGUACCAGGUAGACGACCUACGUGGUAUGGUAGUAACCCUAGCUUAGAUAUGAGUCCGUAUAAUGCCGUCGUCGAUCCUCCUAUGGUUAAUGGAAAUUAUAGUAAUCAUCAUACGGGUGGUGUUGGCUCUGCUGGUUAUGGAUAUGAUGGCUAUGAUAAUGGCGGAAUUAAGAGAAUGAAAAUUGAACCCAUUGAUAAUAACAAGGGUCCUAGAGGAUCCUUUAUGGGUGGUGAAAUUGCAGAUACAUCAAGGUCCUCAUCUGACAAUGAGAGAAUAUUGAAGUUGAUUCAUGAUCAUGGCAAUGCUGCCAAUGGUGGUCUUCCUAAAGUAGGCGCAAAUUCAACUUCGGAAUCCAAUUGUGAAAAUGGCAAUAUAUAUGCACAUGAGAAAUUUGGAGAAACUCGUGAAGUUAGGGAUGACAUGGGAUCCAAACGGAAACGUGAGAUGAGUGACUUUCCAAGUAGCAGGGAAGAUCAUGGAGCAGUGUAUGCGAAGAAUAAUGUGCAUUUUGAUCAAAGAGAUGAACAAACACAGGAUCACCAUAGAGGAGCAGCUCCAUAUCAUUCUGUUUUGCAGAGAAGUGAACUGAAUCAAAAAUUGCACGAGCCACGUAUUGGAACUUUACAAGAGAAUCAUCACAAUUUGCAGCGAACAACUCAGAUUAAGUUGCCACCACCUGCUUAUGUUAAUACACCUAGUUCUUUUGGGACAAACUUUGGUCCAGUGGAGGUUCCUUAUGCUUAUCGUGGCCAACCUCCUCUUCCUGUUUCCCCUCCACCACCACUACCCAUAGACCCACCACGGAAUCAUUUCUUUGAGCCAUUCACUUCACCACCAGUACAAAAGCCCUCUUUGUUUCCUAUUGGUGUUAGUUCUUCAGCAGACUCGUUAUCUUCAUCAUCAUCAUCACGUUCUGCAAUUCCUGAACACCAAUCAUCUACACAAGUUUAUUAUGCCAAUAACGCAGGUCACCAUGCUUCAACUCUUUCUUCUGUUGAGGAAUUUUACACCCGGCAAUCUUCAUCUGAAAAACAUCUGAGAGAUGUUCAACCGUUUCCAUUGCAGCAUAUAUCUUCAGAGAAGCCAAAUAUUAUUGAUGCUUCUCGCAUAUUUAAGCAGCCACAUCGAGUAUCUCGUCCUGAUCACUUGGUGAUAAUCCUACGUGGACUUCCAGGUAGUGGAAAGAGCUACUUGGCAAAGGUGCUGCGUGAUAUUGAGGUUGAAAAUGGUGGGGAAGCACCACGCAUUCAUUCAAUGGAUGAGUACUUCAUGACUGAAGUUGAAAAGGCUGAAGAUAGUGAGUUGUCAAAGUCUUCUGGUUCUCUUAGAGGCAAGAGACAAGUAAUGAAGACUGUGAUGGAGUAUUGUUAUGAACCUGAAAUGGAGGAGGCUUAUCGAGCAAGCAUGCUGAAGGCAUUUAAGAAGACCCUUGAUGAGGGGGUUUACUCCUUCAUAAUUGUGGAUGACCGCAAUCUGCGGGUAGCUGAUUUUGCUCAGUUUUGGGCAACUGCUAAGAGAUCGGGUUAUGAAGUAUACAUAGUGGAAGCCUCAUACAAGGAUCCAGCAGGUUGUGCGGCUAGGAAUGUGCAUAAGUUUAGCCUGGAUGAUAUACAGAAGAUGGCUACACAAUGGGAAGAAGCUCCAUCAUUGUACUUGAAAAUGGAUGUCAAGUGUUUACUCCAUGGAGAUGGUUUUGAUGAAGGUGGGAUUCAAGAGGUGGACAUGGAUAUGGAAGAUGAAGAUGAUGAUGCUAUAGAUGGUAAAAGUCCACAUGAGAAUAUGAAAGAGCAGGUGGAUGAUUUAACACCUCAUGGUGAUGAUGAUGAUGAUGUGAAGAAGAAGAAGAAGAAGCAUAAUGAUACACCAGAAGUGAAACAUUUGAGUAGAAGCAAAUGGUCAAAUGAUAUGGAUGGAAAUGAGUAUGAGUCCCAUGAAGAAGAAGCAACACAAAAUGGUGGUGCUCUUUCCGGCUUAAUUCAAGCAUAUGGAUAUAGUAAGGAAGGUAAAUCUGUACGCUGGGGUGAUCAGAUUCAGGGUGGAAAUGUUGGGUUCUCAAUAAGCGCAACAAGAAAAGGAAAAGCAACCACAGCAUCAUUAGUUAUUGGGCCUGGUUCAGGUUACAACUUGAAAUCAAACCCAUUAUCAGAGGAAGAGUGCAUAAAGGGAGGUGUUGAGUCAAAAAGUCAAAAUGUAUUCCAAGAACGUAUCCGGGCAGAACGUGAAUCUUUCAAAGCUGUUUUUGAUAAAAGGCGACAUCGGAUUGUUCUUUGGUUAGGAAGUUCCGGAAUGUGGAAUGUUGUUUGUGGAUUUCUAGCCUCUUCUAUUCCCAUUUGGUUGGAUGGAAAUACAUGA
Messenger RNA from Lactuca virosa, 2388 nucleotides. The record is from the annotation of a GenBank genome assembly. NCBI's taxonomy places the organism in Eukaryota, Viridiplantae, Streptophyta, Magnoliopsida, Asterales, Asteraceae.